Messenger RNA from Sphaeroforma arctica JP610, 1980 nucleotides. RefSeq lists its product as hypothetical. The transcript is spliced from 2 exons. Lineage: Eukaryota; Ichthyosporea; Ichthyophonida. Bases 1 to 1980 code for a protein of 659 amino acids. The record is from RefSeq and is a predicted model, not a curated record.
AUGAGUCAGGCUGAGCUUCCCGCAGUAAACAAAAAGUCGUUGCUUGAGCUUAAGACGCAGAUGCAAACAGAACGGACCCAAUCACUACAGCCGGCGCACACGAGCACGAAAGCACACGAUAUUAUACCUCUAGAAGGCCUUCGGAUCAGUAAUAGUGCAGGUAGCGUUGGUGUGGUAGUGGAAGAGGAGAACAAACACACUGGCACGGGAAUCGACAACAGAGGGGUGGCUGCAGAACCGUCACACGUGUUCGUUACACCCAGUUUAGAUAGCCUUCCAGAGCAUGCACAACUUACAGGCGUCAGUGGUGGUAUUAACAGUGCGUCUGGGUGUACUACCUCAGACAUGGAGGGCUCACACAUUUCACGUGAGAGACGUGCACAUGAAAAUACACAAACAUUCAACGAUAGAGAGAAGCACAUAUACAGAGAGGCAAUAUCGGCCACUCACACACAUCGACCUGUGUCUAGCACGGCACCCAUGCGUCGAGGCAAUUCACACGACACCUUCAGUCAACCUAAGCAGAUUAGCAAAAUAUCUACCAGGAACCAGGUAUACUCAUCGGAUUGCCUGGGAGACCAUGUGCCGGUGGGAAAAAGUAGCAAUGCGGGCAAGCGGGCGCAGAGUGAGCGGAGUGUGCAGUUCAAAGGGAUGAAGGGGCCCAUGCGACAUAAACAGCAGCAUAUACCUCACGCUGAACACGCCAGUAGAAGCCCGCAUACAAAAUCAGGCAAUAGAUACUCACACACAUCUAAUCGGCCUAAGACGAAUGCUAGCACCAGCCAGAAUAGUCUCCGUAGAAUGCAGAGCAUGGAAGAUCGCACGCCCCGACACCCUAACCCGUCAGCACACCAACAGCAGUACAAACUGCAUAGACAAUCCAGUCCAACCUCCGAAGCGUGCAGCAGUUCUCAUUCUAUAUCCAAUACACAGUAUGAGCGAAGCACCUCACACCCACCCCAACACCACCGUAACAGCGAUCACAACUGGCACCGCUCCAACGAUGACAUGCGACGCAGUAGGCACAGUGACGACCAGUUCAGCCAGCGGGGUGGCACGCGACAGUCACACACACGCCCACAUACACAGCACACGCAUAUGCAAGUACGCGCCUCGCAGUCUGCACACACACACCAGUACUACGAUGGGCCUAGCCGGGCGGGGUAUUGGGGUGACAAAGCGUCGUAUAGCCAUGAUCAGCUGCACUCGGGCAGACCACAGCAGUCACCAGUAGUAGUACAGCAACCCAAACACCGGUCACCGGGGGUCCCUGGGAGUGGUAGAAGUAGUAGGGGUGCGCGGCCACACUCCUCACCGACGGGCCAUAGUGGACACGCCGGCAGCAAGUUCACACAGCAGCAGCCGAUGCAAGAGAAUCAGCUACAGUCCCACAGCAGAAACCACCUGGUGCCGCAUGCCACGUCGCACGGUGCACUCAGAAGUGACUCAGAUGUACUCUCACCGUCCUUUCACCGACAUCCCUUGGGAUAUGACGAUUCAGAGUAUGUGGAUGAAGAAGGUUACACACAUACACAGUCGAUGCCUCAACUAUAUCACGACGGCAGACAAAAUGUGCGCACCAGCGUUAAUGGCAGUUCAGGGGUGGUGGAUGUUAGCAAACAAAAAAGUGUCAAUAACAGCCCCGGCUCUCCGAUGUUUCAGCGUGACGGCUAUAACAACGGAACCAUUGGAAGUGACUAUUGUAGUGCAGUGAUUAACAUCGACUAUAGUGGAGAAGAGGAUCUAUCAUACGAGGAAGACAGCUACGUCAGUGACGACCAGUACUACCUGACCGAGCGAGAGUACCAUGAAAGUCUUAUGGGUUCACUUAGAGACCACAUGCCUCAGCCCAGAGCAUACGACGAGUACUUGCACAACUCGCGAACAGUCCAUGUGGAUGUAGGAACGGCUGGUCUCGGCAUCAGUAUCAAAGGGGGACUGGAAUACGGUCUACCUAUACGUAAGUUUGAGACAUGCUGA